AGCAGCAUCAGUUCAGCAUCAGCAAUUGUAGAACAAUCAAGCAGCAGCAACAAAAUGAAAUUCUUCAGCGUUGUCACCGUCUUUGUGCUCGGUCUCUUGGCUUUGGCCAGCGCCGUUCCACUGUCCCCCGAUCCCGGCAAUGUGGUCAUCAAUGGCGACUGCAAAUACUGCAAUGUUCAUGGCGGAAAGUAAACAAAUGGCAAUGACUAAACAAUUAGCUUACCUCAACUUGUUGGCACCAUAUUUAUGUUCACUUGGCACUUUAGCAUUUAAAUAACAAUAAAAAACAAAACAAUACACAACAGAAAACAAAA
This is a messenger RNA of Drosophila busckii, 314 nucleotides long. Its product is annotated as immune-induced peptide 2. The record is from RefSeq and is a predicted model, not a curated record. Bases 55 to 192 code for a protein of 45 amino acids. Gene Ontology annotation, biological process: defense response. Lineage: Eukaryota; Metazoa; Arthropoda; Insecta; Diptera; Drosophilidae. The transcript is spliced from 2 exons.